UCCGGGCAGGAGCUGGAGGAGAACUGUGUAGAAAGCUGAUCAGAGCUUUGUGUGAUGGAGAGAUCAGCUGGAGGAGGAGGAGCAGAGCGGCGGUAGAGGUACGCUAGGAGAUGCCGGACGUGCAGGAGCUGGCGCGCGCGCACGCGACCAAGGCGCUCCGGAGCGCGGCGGUGUGCGUGCUGCUGCUGCCGCGCUUCCUGCUCGCCGCGCUGCUCCUCUGGCUUCUAGACUUUCUGUGCAUUCGGCGAAAGGUGCUCGCGCGGAUGCGGGAACACGAGAGCGCGGACGGGGCGGACGGCGCUGACGAGCCGGCGGUGCGCGUGUCCGACUCGAACAGGAUGUUCACGCUGGCCUCGCUGCGCGCGGUGUGGCACGGCCACAAGCUGGACUUCUUCAAGACGGCGCGCGUCGGUGCCGCGGCUCCUAACAGCGAGGUGGUGCCGCUCGCCGAGCACAAGAGGGCGCGCAUCCUGGACUACGCGCGCGGCCGCCGGCCGCUCAUCCUCAACUUCGGCAGCUGCUCGUGACCGCCGUUCAUGCGGCGCCUGGCGGCCUUCCGCCGCCUCGCCGACCAGUACGCGGACAUCGCCGACUCGCUGCUCGUCUACAUCGAGGAGGCGCACCCGUCGGACGGCUGGGCGAGCUCGGACGCGCCCUACCAGAUCCCGCGCCACCGCUGCCUAGAGGACCGGCUGCGCGCGGCACAGCUGAUGAACGCCACGGUGCCCGGCAGCCUGGUGGUGGUGGACACGAUGGAGAACGCGGCGAACGCUGCGUACGGCGCCUACUUCGAGCGCCUCUACAUCGUCAAAGACGAGGUGGUGGUCUACCAGGGCGGCAGGGGUCCCGAGGGCUACCGGAUAUGCGAGCUGAGGAGCUGGCUCGAGAGGUACCGCAGCGAGCUGGACGGCUCCCGAGCCGUGGUCGUGCACGUGUAGGAGAGAAAAAAGAGCGAGAGAGAAAAAGAGAGCGAGAGAGAGAAAGAGAAAUAAAAACAUUGAGGACAUUGAGAAGUAUGUGUACACGGGUGGUGGAAGGGUGGUGGUGGGUGAUGGUGUUUCUGUUGUUGAUUGAUGUUGUUCUUAUUGUUGUUGUUGCUGUUGUUGUUCUUGUCAUCAGUGAUGCAAAAGCAACGCGUGAUAGCCCUCAUCGUCAUCAUCAUCAUCAUCAUCAUCAUCAUCUUCAUGCUCAUCCUCAUCCUCAGAGACUGGCGUUUUAUCAGAGUUCAGAUAAAACUAAUUGUAUGUUUGUUCAUGUUGAUCAUAUUUGUGAAUGAGCGGUUUAUUUUUGUAUGGUCUCUGUACUGCGUGACUGUGUGUGUUUGUUAAUAUGCAUGACUGUAUGUGUGUGAAUGAGGGGACUAUGUGUGAAUUUGUGUGCUAAGGUUGUGUGUGUAUGUGUGUGUGUGUGUGAGAGAGAGAGAGAGAGAGAGAGAGAGAGAGAGAGAGAGAGAGAGAGAGAGAUAAAGUGUGUAUGUGACCGUUAGGCUGUUUCACUGUACUCUGGUGUUGUAAUGAAGUUCGGUUUUUAAAAGGUUUUAAGCCAGAAAACCGCUACUGAUGUAUCUUGACACUGGAGUACUUGCUGACAGAACAAUGGUCUUGAUACUAAAUUGCCAAACAUUGUUUCGUAAAUUGUGUAUAUUUUAUUGAGCAAAUAUUUUUUAAAUAAAUAAUAGAAGACCCA
Messenger RNA from Astyanax mexicanus (Mexican tetra), 1686 nucleotides. RefSeq names its product iodothyronine deiodinase 3b (gene dio3b). The record is from RefSeq and is a predicted model, not a curated record. Gene Ontology annotation, molecular function: thyroxine 5'-deiodinase activity. The transcript has a single exon. NCBI's taxonomy places the organism in Eukaryota, Metazoa, Chordata, Actinopteri, Characiformes, Acestrorhamphidae.